Molecule: messenger RNA, 1296 nt
Organism: Psylliodes chrysocephalus
Lineage: Eukaryota; Metazoa; Arthropoda; Insecta; Coleoptera; Chrysomelidae
Source: the annotation of a GenBank genome assembly
AUGCAGUCGGCUGCAGUUUUGGUUGAAACGAUGUUUUUUCUAGAGUUUCAGCAACUGAAUCCCAUUCCAAACGUAUUCUCCUUUGCAAUCGGACAUCUACUAGCCUGGAAUUCGCCUGUACUUACACAAUUUAAGUCAAAUGAUACAGAUGUCAAUCCAAUAGGAAGACCCAUAACGGAGCUGGAGGUUUCAAUUGGCGCUUCUAUCAUUCCUAUAGGGUCCACAAUCGGUACACUACUCGUUGGAAAACCAGCAGAUAUAUAUGGAAGAAAAAGAAUUCUAAAUUAUCUUGCAGCUGGAGGAGCAGCUUCUUUUGCAGCUAUUUCAUUUGCAAGCAGUAUUUAUGUUUAUUUUAUAUUUUUAACAACUGCAAGCAUUUGUAUUUCAGCUGGUUUUGUAAUAGUACCGGUAUAUGUAAUAGAAAUGGCUGAAGAUAAAAAUAGGGGAAAAUUAGGUUGUUAUUCGUCAGUUAUCAUAACUGUAGGAGAGCUGUACGUUUAUGCUUUAGGAACAGUUACUAACUUAUUAAAAUUGUCAUUACUCUGCGGUUUGCCGUUUUUAUUAUUUAUAACAAUCACUGCAUUUUUACCGGAAUCUCCAAUAUUUUUAUCUUCAAAAGGAAAUAAAACAGAAGCUUUAGUAGCAUUAAGAAAACUGAGAAAGAAUAAAAGCAUGAGUGAAAUCAACAAAGAAUGUAAGGAGAAGGAAAAAAUGCUAGAUAGUACAUCUAAAGAAGAAAUUAAAGACAUCGGAGUACUUUUCAAAACACGUUCUGCGAGGAAAGCUUUGUUAUUAUCUGUAGGUAUCAGACUUACUCAGCAACUAUCUGGAUUCUUCGUUGUAUCGUCGUUUCUUGCUCCUUUGUUCACAGAAACUGGUAUUAGUUUAUCUGCGGAUGUUUUAACUAUCAUAGUAUCAUCCGUGAAUAUUCUUGUUGCUAUUCUAGCUCUGAAUAUAAUCGAAAAAACAGGUCGACGAUUUCUACUACUAACGGCAAUUUUUGUAGAUGGACUUUCAAUGCUUGUUUUGGGACUGUAUUUUGUGUUUAAAGAAAAUAACUUUGUAAUUCCAGAUGGCGUAAAAGUAAUACCAAUUAUUGCAAUAUUAACUUUUCUUUGGAUGUUCACAUUAGGAUUAAGCAACGUUCCGUUUAUAGUAAUAAGUGAGUUACUUCCUAACGAAGCAAGAACUGUUGGUAGCAGUUUAGUUUUGGUAACUGGAAAUAUAGCCAUGUUUUUAAUUAUUCUUAUCAAAGGAGACGAAAAUACCCUCAUUUCAGAAAAUAAUCUCACCUAG